Molecule: messenger RNA, 629 nt
Organism: Hansenula anomala
Lineage: Eukaryota; Fungi; Ascomycota; Saccharomycetes; Phaffomycetales; Wickerhamomycetaceae
Product: YjbQ family protein
Exons: 2
Coding region: 37-474 (145 amino acids)
Source: RefSeq, a predicted model, not a curated record
UUUAAAAGCCAAUUGACAAACUAGAAUAUAUUCAAAAUGAGCUGGUAUCAAAAGAAGAUCUCACUUAAAUCUAGAUCAAGAGGUGCAUACCUUAUCACUGAAGAAAUAAUAAAUGCCCUACCAGAAUUGAAAGAUUAUAAAGUUGGUGUACUACAUUUAUUUUUACAACAUACAAGUGCUGGAUUAUCAUUAAAUGAGAACUGGGAUUCAGAUGUCAGACAAGAUUUGAAUUUGGCCUUGAAUGAAUUAGUUCCAGAUGAUGUUAAGGGAACCCAUUAUGCCCAUAGCUCGGCUGGUGAAGGUCCAGAUGAUAUGCCAGGACAUAUUAAAUCAACCCUUGUUGGUACUGAUUUAACUAUUCCAAUCUCAAACGGUCGCUUAGCAACAGGUACAUGGCAAGGAAUCUAUCUAUUGGAAUUCCGUGAUUAUCAACAUACAAGAAAUGUUGUCGCUACAAUCAACGGUCAGAAAUAAUUUCAGUAACGUUAUGAAGUUUUGUAUUUAUUGAGAUCUCAAAAUCCAUGCAUUUUAGAAUAUUCAUACGUGUGUUUCUUGUAAUCUUCAAACUUCAAAUUGCAAAUUCAUCAUCUUCGGAGUCAUCAAAAAACGAAGUAAACAGGACAACAGUA